AUUUUGCAGAUCGUUUGCAAAAGUAGCAAUAAAUUUAUAAGUUUUUUUUCGCAGAGAGCGUGUUUCGCUUUUUUGUAAAAUUUUCAAGCAGAACUACAAGUUUCUAAAAAUGGGAUGUUCAGCCAGCGUGCCUAAAUCAAAGUUUGAAAAAAACAGCUCAACCGUUAAAGAAAUCAAUAUUGAUGCAAAUACACAACGCGACAGUGUUGACACGAAGGCACAACAACCUUUAAAAAUAAACUGCGCUAAUUUGGAAACAGAAUCUCUAAAACUAAAAGAAGAAAUAAAUGAUCAAAAAUGUUAUGUUGAUAUUGAAAAAGAAAAUAACGAAGUACAAGUCUUUAAUGAAAAUGUUAUCUCUAAUAAAUCCUUUGAUAACGGAGAACCUUCCAUUAAAGAACAAUGUCAUAAUGGAAGUCACGAUACAUUGAACGAUGAAGGAGAUGUAUUGAGUAAUAAUUCAGCUGAGUUAACACCAAACAAUUGUUUUAUAGAAUCUACUUUAGUUGAGACUUGUAAUAACGAUUCUUCCCCAGUAGAAAAUAAUUUUUGUAACAACGAAUCUUUACCAGUUGAAAAUGACUCUUGUAACAACGAGUCUUCAACAGUUGAGACCUGUAAUAACGAAUCUUCAACUGUUGAGAAUAAUUCUUGCAACAAUGAUAAUAAUGAAGAUUUAGAAAUAAUAACCUGUCAAAAUGAAGAAAUCCAGCAAACUGAAAUGGUUCCAAGCGAAGAGACAAAUGAGCAAUUAGUUGAAACGUGUUAUAAUAGCAUAGAACAGUAACAGUUUUAACAAAAUAUAUACACGUUUAAUAUU
Messenger RNA from Hydra vulgaris (swiftwater hydra), 820 nucleotides. Its product is annotated as myb-like protein D. The record is from RefSeq and is a predicted model, not a curated record. NCBI's taxonomy places the organism in Eukaryota, Metazoa, Cnidaria, Hydrozoa, Anthoathecata, Hydridae.